Messenger RNA from Rangifer tarandus platyrhynchus (Svalbard reindeer), 996 nucleotides. The record is from the annotation of a GenBank genome assembly. NCBI's taxonomy places the organism in Eukaryota, Metazoa, Chordata, Mammalia, Artiodactyla, Cervidae.
AUGGCAGAGGCAGGGGACAGCCAACAUUUCCUUGACUCGGAGGUCGACGUCCUGCCUCCCGACACUGUCUCCCUCAGCGACUCAGACUCAGACCUCAGUCUGCCGGAUGGUGCUGGGGUGGAUGCCCUGUCCCCGGGGGGGCUGCCUGGGGAGGCUUCCGGGGAUUCGGGUCCCGAUGAGCCCCCCUCACCCCCCAGGGGCCUCCCCACAGAGGCGGUGCAGCCCUUCCAUCUGAGAGGCACGAGCUCCACCUUCUCCCAGCGCAGCCACAGCAUCUUUGAUGGCUUGGAGGGGGCCGUCAGGCGGGCUGUGCCCGCUGUGGCUCCAGCCAGUCCAGGGGACAGGGGGAGCUUCCAGCAGCUGCUGACACCCUCCAGCCAGCCUGCAGCGGGUGGCCCAGGUAGGGCCGCUGGAAGCCCUGCUCCCCCAAGGGCGCCCCCCGUCCCUGACUACGUGACCCACCCUGAGCGCUGGACCAGGUACAGCCUGGAAGAGGUGGCCGAGGCCAGCGAGCAGAGCAACCGGGCCGCCGCCCUGGCCUUCCUGGGCCCGCAGAACCUGGCCGCCCCCGGCGACUACGUGCCCUCCUUCAAUCAGGAUCCCUCCAGCUGCGGGGAGGGCCGGCUUGUCUUCACCAAGCCUGCCCGAGCCAGCGAGGCUCGGCCCGACAGGAGGCGGGUCCCGAGGAAGGCGGGGGAGCCGGGCAGGAGCGACCCUGGGGUUCCAGGAACGGCAGGGGGCGAGGGCCCCGUGGAGCUGGCCCACCUGGCCAGGCCCUGGAGCCCCGAAGCUGAGGAGUGGAGCGGACCCCGAGGGGGCCUGCAGGAGGUGGGUGCACUUGCGGGCGUAGCCCACGCCAGGUCUGGGUCCAGCCCCCCGCUGGUGGAGACAGUGGGUUUCCACGGCAGCAGGAAGCGGAGCAGGGACCACUUCCGGGGCAAGGGACCACUUCCGGAGCAAGGGCACAGCCCCGAGGCCCCAGGCGUGGAGGUGUGA